UGACACGCCUAACACUAUUUGUUACUAGGAAAGUGAAGUGUCACUGCGACAAACAAUUGUUACACUAAAAACAUGGAUAAUUCCGAUAGAAUAAACGAUAGAUUACAACCAGAUUUAAGUCCUAGUGAAGUGAGAACUAGAAAUGGUUCCGUAGAAUCUAAUGUUAAUAGUGCUGUCGAAAUGACUUCUUCUAUAGAAACAAUAGUGUUUGAUAGUAAUUUAAUGAAGACGUCAACCCAUGCCGAGGAUCUAGCAGCCACGUGGGGCGGCCGCUGUUCCUUGCCUGAUUCCGGGAGAAUGCGCAGAGCACAUUCAUGGUCAGGAGGACCAGCUGACGACAGUACCUCUGAAAUAAGAAUCUUAAGGGAAAGAUUAGUCCGAACUCAGACGUGUCCCCGGCCGAGCGCGGUGCGCCAUCUCUCGCGUCGCCAGCGGCUGACACUGGCGUCUCUGGCGCUAGUGGACUUCAUGAGCUUCUGCUCCAUGAGCAUAAUGGCGCCGUUCUUCCCGCGCGAGGCCAACGCCAAGGGACUCUCAGAUACCAUGUGUGGAAUGGUUUUCAGCUUUUACGCUGUUGUCAUGUUUCUAACCUCGCCGUUGUUCGGGAAAUUCUUGCCAGCAAUGGGUGCUAAGUUUAUGUUCAUCGCGGGAAUGUUUGUCGCCGGCGCUUGCAACGUGUUAUUUGGGACUCUAGUAAUGGUGCAGGAUUCUUCAACAUUUACGAUUUUGUGCUUCGUGGUGCGAGGUAUGGAGGCGCUGGGAGCGAGCGCGUAUUCUACGGCCAGCUAUGUGUUCGUCGUCAACGCCUUCCCUGACAGCAUCGGAACCGUGCUCGGGAUUCUCGAGACGUUUGUCGGUCUCGGAAUGUCUGUCGGCCCGGCUAUCGGUGGACUUCUUUAUUCGAUCGGGGGAUUCGGUGUUCCAUUCUACAGUCUUGGAGUAGUGAUGGUGCUGACCGUACCAAUUAACUUUUUUCUCCUCUCCGAUUGUGAAGAAUAUGUAUCCGGCUCUAAAACAGCGUCUAUAAUACGAUUGUUCAAAAUACCCUCAAUCAUAAUAACUGGUCUGGUUAUCGUCAUCGUGUCCAACACGUGGGCGUUCCUAGACCCGACGUUGGAGCCACAUUUACGACAGUUCGGUCUCUCCACUGAACAAAUAGGCUUGAUAUUUUUAUUAUUCUCCAGUCUUUAUGGAAUCUUUAGUCCAAUAUGGGGCUGGGUGGCUGACAGAGUGCAUAACCACUGGUGUAUGAUGGUAUGGGGCCUAUUUCUGUCGACAAUCGGACUGUUACUCCUUGGCCCUUGUCCGUUUAUACCAGGCUUAUCUCGUGACCUGUGGCUCGAUCUUGUAGCGCUUUCCAUACUGGGCAUAUCUGUGGCGUUAACACUGCUGCCGACAUUCCAAGGAGUGCUCACAAGUUCUAUUUUCGAGGGCGGGUGCCCGGAGGCGCUGGCGACGUACAGCGCGGUGGCGGGCGUGUGGUCGUGCUGCUACUCGCUGGGCGAGGUGCUGGGCCCCGCGCUGGGCGGCGCGCUCGCGCAGCGCUACGGCUUCCCACUCUGCGCCACUCUGUGCGCCGCCGCCUGCUUUGUUAUGGCUAUAGUGACACUAACUUUCUUCUCGCUGAGGGAGUCUUCCAAGUGGAUAGAAGUAGAAUCACUGGGAGACUCUGUGCACACAGACAGCACUUGGCACAGCAACUACUGCACACGCAGCGCCCCCUACACGCGUACGCAGGAAAACUCCCCGCUCAUCUCACCCUGCUCAUGUUCUGUUAAAAACGGUUACGCGUUAUCAGGAUACGGUACUUCGUAUCCUCGACAAUUCUGUUUAAAACACAUAAAACAGAAAAAGAGUGGUUGGGCAAGCGCAAAAGAAGUCACGACAUAUUUUCUUAAAUUCCAAUAUCUAACUAACGCCUAUAUAAAAAUACGAAGAUUACGUAAACGCAAAAGUAACAGAGCAAAUGAUGAAUUAUAUCAAAACUAUUUAGGAAACGAUGAAAACGAUAAUAAUACACAAGGUAAAGAAUUAAAAAAUGGCAAUUCCGCUAUUAAUAUUAAGGUUAAUAAAAAUCUUGAUUGUGAUAAAAUAGACAGACAGAAUAGUUACUGCGUAUAUUUAGACAAUGCCAUUUUUGGCAGCCCUGUUGUAAUGGCGAAUGUAAAUUCAGACAACUUGAUAGUAAAGAGAAACCACAAAGGCCUGGUGGCGAAAGUGAACACUGAAGACGACAGAAGAACGUCUGAUGAAAUAAUAAAGCAUAAUUUACAAAAAGUACACUUCUACGAACAAAACCCGGCUUGCUCAUCACGUGAAGAUAUUUUUGAUGCUUGUGACUGCAAAGAUGGUGUCACGUAUGUUAGAGGAACCGUCACAGUAUCGUCUACAGGCGCUUGUGAAGUCUAAUUAUAACUAAUUUAGAUAAAUUCAAGUGAUUUUAACUUAAAUUAAU
Molecule: messenger RNA, 2455 nt
Organism: Papilio polytes (common Mormon)
Lineage: Eukaryota; Metazoa; Arthropoda; Insecta; Lepidoptera; Papilionidae
Product: MFS-type transporter SLC18B1-like
Exons: 12
Coding region: 73-2409 (778 amino acids)
Biological process (GO): transmembrane transport
Molecular function (GO): transmembrane transporter activity
Source: RefSeq, a predicted model, not a curated record